This is a messenger RNA of Penicillium olsonii, 2133 nucleotides long. The record is from the annotation of a GenBank genome assembly. Lineage: Eukaryota; Fungi; Ascomycota; Eurotiomycetes; Eurotiales; Aspergillaceae.
AUGCGGAACUACCUUUGGGCUUUGCUUGGUUUGGCCGCCGUGCCCCAGGCUUUAGCUGCUGAUACUCUUUCCACCAGCGGGUUCAACCUGUGCAUGACCGACUCAGCAAUCAACGUCCAAAAGAUGGAUGUUACCUACACACGCUCCUCUGGGGUGGUUGUCUUUGACGUGGCUGGUACCAACGCGAAGCAACAAAAGGUCACAGCGGCCAUUACAGUGACUGCCUACGGAAGAGAACUAUACAAGAAGGAAUUCGAUCCCUGCGGCGACGAGAUCCACGUGGAUCAGCUUUGCCCUGUCCCCAAGGGCACAUUCAAGGCCAGUGGCUCCAUGGAAAUCCCUUCGGAAUAUGCCAGCCAGAUACCCGCUAUCGCGUUCAACAUGCCCGAUCUCGAUGGUCAGGCAAAGCUCGUCCUCAAGUCCAAGGGAGACAGUGCAUCCAACGUCGCUUGCAUUCAAUCCGAACUGUCCAAUGGCCAUUCCACCAAUGUUAAGGCUGUCACCUAUGUCUCCGCGGGCAUUGCAGCAGGCGCUCUGGCACUUACCGGUGUCUCUGCCGCCGGCGCAGCCGGGGGUGUUGGCGCGCCAUCGCAUAGCCCUGGUUUCGGCGAUGUAAUGGGCUGGUUCCAUUCCAUGGCUACCAACGGUAUGCUGAGUGUCGCCUAUCCAAGCGUCUACAGCAGUUUCUCUAAGAACUUCAUGUGGAGUACCGGUAUGAUUCCCUGGCCUGGUCUACUGAACUCCAUUGACAGCUUCCGGAGCUCUACCGGUGGCAACACGACUACUGAAAGCUAUGCUUUCUUGAAGAACGCUUCUUUGUCCGCCAGUGCCUCGUCUUCCAACACCACUAAGCGAAGUUGGGACUACUCGAUCGAAUUUGGCGAGCUUGUUGCUCGCUCGAUCGAUGCAUCUGCCGAUUCGGAUGUUUCAAACAGCACUUCAAGCAGCGACGAUGAGAGCGGGAGCACAAGCAACGUGGACAAGAUCAAGCAGAUCUCCCAGGAGCUCAUGGUCCCAUCUGCCGAUAUCUUCAUGACUGUUCUUUUAAUCUUCGCCAUUGUAAUUGCUGUGGUCGUCGUCGGAAUUCUUCUUGUCAAGGUUGUCCUUGAACUUUGGGCGCUAUACGGACGAUUCCCACAGAAGCUGACCGACUUCCGAAAAGACUACUGGGGUAUCAUGGCACGAACAAUCACCAACAUGAUCUUGGUUCUUUACAGCAUUUGGGUCCUUUACUGUGUCUACCAACUCCGCAAAGGUGACUCUUGGGCCGCCAAGACAUUGGCUGCGAUUACUCUGGCUUUGUUCACGGCGCUGCUUCUGUUCUUUGCUAUCCGUAUCGUCUACAUGGCUCGCAAGUAUAAGAGAGCCGAAGGAGAUUCCUCGGGUCUGUACGAGAACAAGGAAACCUGGAAGAAGUACAGCUUGUUCUAUGACAACUACAAGAAGGAUUUCUGGUGGAUUUUCAUCCCUGUCAUUGUGUACGCGCUGGUCAAGGGAUGCAUCAUCGCUGGUGGUGAGGGCCAUGGCCUCUUCCAGAGUGCAGGCCAGCUUGCCUGCGAGGUCCUUCUCCUGGGACUCCUAGUGUGGAGUCGCCCAUAUGCCACCAAGGCCUCCAUGGGUAUCAACAUUGCUGUCCAGGUCGUUCGCGUUCUGUCCAUUGCCUGCGUUCUGGUCUUUGUUGAGGAGCUUGGCAUGUCCCAAACCACCAAGACGGUCACAGGAAUUGUCCUCAUUGUUGUUCAGUCCACCCUCACUGCUGUUCUCGCUAUUCUCAUCACCGUCAACGCCAUCAUUUCGUGCUGUCGCGAGAAUCCCCAUGCCAGACGCAGAAGGGAAGCCGAAAAAGCAAACCGCGACAUCGACGAUUUGACUCCCUUGGACGCUCGGGACUCCCUUCUCAUGGAGCACCCCCAGCGCAAGGAAUACACCGAGAUGAGCCAUUUCAACUUCACCGGUCCCUACGAGCCCUACCGCGACCAACCCCACCGACCAGGGUCUCAUGGCAGCACCGAGCACCAGCGGCUAGUUGGCAAUGACUAUGGUGUGGCGCACGGUCGCAGCACCAGUCCGGACAGCCGAAGCUCUAUUGAAGGCCGCCAUCCCACGAAAGCCGGGUAUGGAAUGGCAUAUUAA